This is a messenger RNA of Lasiodiplodia theobromae, 2079 nucleotides long. RefSeq lists its product as uncharacterized. The record is from RefSeq and is a predicted model, not a curated record. The transcript has a single exon. Bases 1 to 2079 code for a protein of 692 amino acids. NCBI's taxonomy places the organism in Eukaryota, Fungi, Ascomycota, Dothideomycetes, Botryosphaeriales, Botryosphaeriaceae.
AUGCCUCCAAAACGCAGCACGCGCGCCGCGGCGGCGACGACAACGACGAAAUCAACGACAGCACAAACACGCACCACACGCGCCGACGCAACUACCACACACCCUGUUGUUGGCGGUGCGAGUACUACUUCUACUACCACCACAACAACCACUACGAAGCGCGCCGCCGCUCCUUCGCGCAAGAUGAAAGCGCCCACUUCAGCCGGACCACAACAGCUCGACGGCGCCGCCGAUGAUAACGAUGACGCCGACAACAACACCGAAACCAGCAAUGGCGGCGGCGACAACAACAGCGGCGAAGACAGCGACACCCUCGGCAUCUCGACCCGGCCCGCGCGUUUGUUCCGGCGCGCCGACAGGGUUUCAACCACGACGGCGGAGGACUACGUGAUGACGGGCGCCCUGGCCGAAGGCGACGGCGGCGCGGCGAGGAAGAAUAACAACAGGAAUGUUAGGACGAGGGGCAGGAUGAGGGGCGGCGUGACGAAGCAGCGGACGGCGGCCAAGGAUCCGGAGCAGGCGAAGGCAUUGGAGGCGCUGAGGAAGAGGAGAGAGGAGGCGAUGGGUGGGGGUGAUCGUGCUGCUGCUGCUGCUGCUGCCCCUGCGGCUGGUGCGACGGCGGGCGCUGCGGCAGAUACGGAGAGGGAAGAAGAGGAUACUGAGAGGGGUAGGAGGCAGGAGGUGCCGGGAACGGCUAGCAGGGUGCGCAGGGCCUCGAGCAGCCAUUGGAACAACACGAUGCCUGGUAGCGCUGUCAAGGCGCAGGGAACGCCGGCGACGGAGAGAAGCGUGCUCGCUCUGACGAAGUUCAAGAAGAGGAGAAGGCAGGGCAGCUUGUUGCGCAUGAUGCAGCAGAGCGAUGCGGAGGACACGGGCGGCGAUGACAGCAUGGACGACAGCGCGGCGACGCUGGAUUACAGCUUGGGUGACUUUGAGCCGGAUCAUGAGGGCACGCCGCUGAACUUGGGGAGAGCGGGCUCUAUGGCGGCGGCGUUGCCUGGGUCGGAGCCGAGGACGAGCAGCUCGAGGAAGAGAAAGCUGGCUGAGCGGGAUGAGAUGAUGGAGAUAUCGACAGUGCAAGUGCCACGGUCGUCGCCGCCGGUCAUGGAAGACCAGUUGGUUGCUGAUGGAGAAGAGACGUCGUCGGAGCACCUCUACUCGGAGGUUUCUGAAGCGCAGCAGAUGGUCGUCGAUACGCAGCCCGAGCCCCAGGAGGAUGAGGAAGCAACGACAAAUAAAGCUGCCAUAGAGACUGCGGCUCCGCACCGUUCUACAUCGCCUCUCUCCUCCAUCCCCGCCGAACUGGAGCCAGAAGAGGCGCCAGCAAAACGGCCUCGUCGCGCUGCCGCUCGCACCACCAAAUCUACCGGCCGAACUGCAUGGAGGGCCUCCACCGUUGAUCCAGAAGAUCACGCAGCCGAUCCGCUUUCGAGCUCUGAGUUGGAAUCGGACACCGCUACUGAAACCCCCGUCUCCAAGCGUACGUCGCGCAAGAAGACGAACUCAAGAAAACCGAAGGUUCUGUCCCUUUCGACAGCAACGCUGCAAUCCCUCCUGCCUCGCCGACGCAAAAAGCUUGCUACACGCUCCGCGAAGACGGCGACGGUGGGAACAUUCGAGAUCCCGAGUUCUUCGGAAGCGGAAGAAGAGGAGGUCGAAGUCGAGAGCGAUGAUGAAGACGAGCUUCAGCGCCCACCGGCAGCAACGAAAGGCAGGGGAAGAAAGAAGGUCACAGCGAGGACAUCGGACAGCACUGUCCGGAGCAAGAAACAGCCCAACGCUACAGCUGCUGCAGCGGCGGCGAAGGAUAAGCCGGGCAAGAAACGGCUCAGCCGGACGUACGGCCGUCGGUCUAGCGACAAGGAGAACCAGGAUGCGGACGCGUCGAUGUACGUGAGGAGCGGUGGCGAGAGCGAUGGAGAUGACGACGGUGUGGUUGAAACGAGGGAGAUGAGGGAAAAGAUGAAGAGUAAGGAGCUUGAGGCUGCGGCGAGGAAGUUCAAGGAGAUAGAUGAGUGGGAGAUGGAGUUUGAGAGCGUGGAUAUGGGGGGCGCCAGUGCGAGUAGUCCGUGGAGGUAA